This is a messenger RNA of Anopheles marshallii, 1176 nucleotides long. RefSeq names its product BTB/POZ domain-containing protein 2 (gene axed). Lineage: Eukaryota; Metazoa; Arthropoda; Insecta; Diptera; Culicidae. Gene Ontology annotation, molecular function: protein binding. The transcript is spliced from 2 exons. Gene Ontology annotation, cellular component: cytosol. Gene Ontology annotation, biological process: neurogenesis. The record is from RefSeq and is a predicted model, not a curated record. The coding region runs from base 1 to 1176 and encodes 391 amino acids.
AUGGUUCAGCCAUUUACCAACAACCUCGAGGCCGAUGGAGGAGGUGCCCGGCUUGCGACUGUUCCGUUGCCGACGGCUCCUCCGAUGGAUUCACCGACAAACGAUGGCCAGUACGUGGACUUCCUGGUGUUGGGCAAUAAGGAAAACUUUCUCGUGCGUGCAGAACGCAAAGCGAUUCUAGACUCCAACACCGGUCUGGCACAUAUGCUGUCCAGUGGCGGCGGUGGCGGUGACAGCAAGUGUGUGGUUCGCGAUGUUAAUCGGGACAACUUCGAGACAUUCGUACGUUACCUCGAGACCAAGUUUAUCAAAUUUAACUCGCCAACACACGCACUCGAGAUGCUUGAACUAGCAACACGUUUCCAGUGCCGCCAGCUGGAGAUAUACUGCGUCAAGGAUUUGGAUCUCAAUCUGCACGUUGAUCACGUGCUGGAAGUCUACCGAGCGCUUUGGUUUUACAACUCCAUUGCUCCACCAAAAGCCCCGUCCAAGGAGGAGAAAAGACGCUCCCGGUGUCCUCGGGCAAAUAAAUCAAACACUGCCAGUGGACCAUUGACACCGGAGGAAUAUUUUGCCGCACUGUUGAACAACUGUUUGCAGUUAAUCGAUAUGUACGCCGAGGAAGUAUUCUCCCAGGAGGCCAUGCUUGCUUUGCGCUUCCCGGAACUGGAAAUGAUCGUGAAACGGGACGCACUGCAGCUGUCCUCCGAAACGGUACUGCUGGAUGUACUGGCACGUUGGAGCCUCGAAGACUGCAAGCGCAAACACAUCGAUCCCACGGCUGAGAACCGUCGACGUGCACUCGGAGCCCUCUGCUAUGCUCCGCGAUAUCUCAACAUGUCACGGCGUGAAUUUGAUGCCGCCCGGGAACGCAUCGAACUGCUCGAUCCGGCCGAAUCGCAACUCGUCGGUGACAUACUGACCGGUGGCGUACGACGAUCAGCCGCUAAUCUUACACCGGAACAAGAAACUCUUGUCGCCCGGUUCCGAGCGCCCCGGCCCGACUUUCCGCUGCUGCCGGUUCAGCUCAGUGCACGCAGCCAUCCGCGCAACUACACGAAGAAAAUGCGCAAGGCGGCGGCCGAUGCCGAACGGGAACGGGACGGUCCGAAGAAGGGUUGCUGUAAUCGACUGCUGCUGAACUGCUGUUCCGUGUUUGCAUGCAUUUUCGACUAG